Messenger RNA from Rangifer tarandus platyrhynchus (Svalbard reindeer), 786 nucleotides. The record is from the annotation of a GenBank genome assembly. Lineage: Eukaryota; Metazoa; Chordata; Mammalia; Artiodactyla; Cervidae.
AUGGAGUCUUCUGAACUUUUGAGCAUCUUGGUGCUAUCCCUCCUUCUAGUGAAUGUCCAGGGACCUGCUCUCACUGACUGGUUCUUUCCCCAGAGAUGCCCCAGAAUCCAGGGUAAUUGUGAAUUCAAAGAAAGGGAUGAAUGUUCGAAGAACAAAAAGUGCCUGAAGCAUGAGAAGUGUUGCUUCUUCAGCUGCGGAAGAAAAUGCUUAAACCUCCAACAAGACAUAUGCAGUAUGCCCAAAGAAGCUGGCCCCUGCAUGGCUCUUUUCCAUCGUUGGUGGUAUGAUAAGACAAAUAAUACUUGCUCCAGCUUCAUCUAUGGUGGUUGUAAAGGAAACAAUAACAACUUCCAAUCCCAAGCUGUAUGCCAGAGUGCCUGCUCCGCAAAGGGGCAGUGUCCCCGAAACAGGGUAAGAUGUGAAAUACAAGAAAGAGACCUAUGUACGAACAGCAGAGAUUGCCCAAAGAAGAUGAAAUGUUGCAUGUUUAGCUGUGGAAAGAAAUGUUUAGAUAUCAGCAAAGAUGUGUGCACUUUGCCAAAGGUUCCUGGCCCCUGCAACGCCUUCUUUGUGCGCUGGUGGUAUGAUGAGCAAAAAGAAAUCUGCUCCUCAUUUAUCUAUGGAGGUUGCCAAGGGAAUAAUAACAACUUCCAAUCUGAAGGUGUCUGCCGUGCUAUCUGCCCCCGGAGAAUUGCAUCAUGCAGGAUAUUGGUUGUGGCCCCUGGACUCUCUAGUUGUGGCUGGAGCACUCUGGAGGCCAUGAGCUUCAGCCAUUGCAGUGCGUAA